AUGCCAGAGGACUUUAAGAACGCUACUAACGGACGCCAAAUCUACUGCGAGAUUUUUGGGGUCGAACGCUCAGACUCUGGUCUCCAGCCGGACCUGACAGAAGAAGGAAGAACAACAGUCCCUGACCGGUUUGAGCACAUUCGCUCACUACAAGAAGCUAUCUUGGGAGACAUUCAAGAAGAUAUUGUGCCACUAGAAGCUCAAAACUAUAUCCUGGCCCGUCACGCAGAUUUACGGUCCGUGUCGGAUACCCAGAGUCUGUCUAGCAAUGACGAUGGCACUUCGUCGGUAGACAGCCCACAGAAAGCAGGACAAACGGCAUCGCCAGUUCGCAAGUCUACUGCUGUUAGUUCCAGACCACCCCCGCCCCCACUUAAUACCACUUUGGGUCCUAACUUGGGCCCCCAUAACUCAGUGUCCACUUCACAACCCGCCAACUACUCACCUCAGCGAUCGCACAGUGAUGUUCCUAGGCUAAAAUCUUCCUUUAGCCAGAUGUCUAUGGGUGUUCAUGCGCCUAAUAAGAAGCAGCAGACGAAUUACAACUCAAACUCAAAUCUCUCGUCCUCUAAGAAGUCCCCGCUACAAAAUUUCGCAUUCUUUUCCAGACCUACGUCAAAAGACAACAUCAUGGACAAUCAACCGAACUUACCACACUCAACUCCACAUGGCAAUACUAUGAACUCUAGGUCCCUAUCUUUCACCUCUUCAUCUCUAAAGAAUUUCGCAUCUUCAUUUCAACAAAAAACCUCCAACGGUAGAACCGUCCCACAAAACUAUCAAGCGUCAUCUAAUCCGUUUUUCGAUAGUUACAAUAAUCAUCAUCCACACCACCACCAAAACCCAUCUCAGUCGACUGCAGGGCUGGGAAUCAAGGCUAGAGGCUCGUCUGCGUCCCUAAACAGUAACCAAACGAACUCGAUAUCGAGGAAAAUGGGCUCAAAUUCAUCUCUGCACUAUCAUCGGAAGAGUAGCACAUCCCUACAUUCGAAACCUAUUUUAAGCACGACCUCUAUGAAAAGACCACAAGUUUAUCCCGCUAUGCUUUCCAGAGUCGCUACUAAAUUCAAAAAGGUCAUGCAACUCGGAGAAUACAAAAAAGAUGGGCUUUUAUACAGAGAUGCAUUCACAGGUCAACAAGCUGUUGAUGUGAUCUGCUCUAUCGUUAGAACUUCUGACCGAAAUCUAGCGCUGCUUUUGGGUAGGGCACUUGACGCUCAGAAACUAUUCCACGAUGUGGUUUACGAGCAUAGACUAAGAGAUUCCCCUAACGAAGUCUACGAAUUUACCGGUAACUCACGUAUUAUCGGCGGAGGUGCCACAGGGAUGAUUCCUGCAACUUCACAAGACCCCCUUUUAAUGGGCUCACAUCAUAAUUUGAUAUCAACUCACCCUUCAAAAUCCACUCUUGCCACCUCCACAUCUACAACUUCCGUCACGAGUGAAGCGUUCGAUAAACAUGUGGAUCUAGCAAAAAUUCAUCAAGUUAAUGGUGUGUUUACACUGCUUGCAGAGUGUUAUGUUCCAACAUGCUCGCGAAAUAAGCUGUGCUACUCGAUUUCAUGCCCGCGUCGUCUGGAACAGCAAGCAAGACUCAAUUUGAAACCAAAUGGUGGCUUAAAACGGAACAUUUCAAUGGCCGUAGAUGACGAAGAGGAAGAAAAACCAUCGUGGACGAGUUCCGUUCCCGAAGAAGUUUGGUCGUCACUUUCUAAAAAGGAAAUAAAAAGACAGGAAGCAAUUUACGAAGUGUUCAUUACAGAAAAGAACUUUGUCAAGUCUCUGGAGAUAAUAAGAGACACCUUUAUGAAGUCAUUGGCCGAGACUAACAUCAUCGCUUCUGAUAUCAGGAAAAACUUUCUAAAACAUGUUUUUGCACACGUCAACGAUAUUUACUCGGUCAAUAGGCGAUUCUUGGACGGGCUCAGUGAUAGACAAAAAUCGUCGCCAAUUGUUGAUGGUAUUGGGGAUAUUUUUCUGAAGUUUAUUCCAUUUUUUGAGCCGUUCGUCAUGUACGUUGCAUCAAGGCCUUAUGCAAAGUAUCUGAUAGAGACACAGAGAUCCGUGAAUCCUUACUUUGCACGGUUCGACGAAGAUUUGAUGAACUCAUCGUUAAGACAUGGCAUUGACUCUUUUUUGUCGCAAGGUGUAUCCAGGCCAGGUCGUUACAUUUUGCUGGUGCGUGAAAUCAUCAAGUCGUCUGACUCAGAAAAGAAUAAGCGAGAUUUGGAAAAUAUGAACAAAGCUCUAGAAGCACUUCGUGACUUUAUGACAAGAAUUGAUAGAGCUAGCGGUGCAUCUCAGGAUAGACACGAUAUUGAACUUUUGAAGCAGAAAAUAUUAUUCAAAAACGAGUAUGUGAAUUUAGGCCUCAAUGACGGGAAGCGUAAAAUCAAACACGAAGGUGUGCUUUCGCGAAAAGAACUUACCAAGUCGGAUAAUAGUUUUGGUGGUGACAUACAAUUCUACUUGCUAGACAACAUGCUCUUGUUUUUGAAGGCAAAGGCUGUCAAUAAAUGGCAACAACACAAAGUUUUUCAAAGACCUAUUCCGCUCCCGCUUCUUUUUGCGUGUGCAGGAGAGGAUAUGCCACCCAUUAGAAAGCACGUUAACCAGUCGCCCGAAAGUUCAGGAACUGUUAUAACACUUGAUGGACAUUACAACAAUCCCAAAAACGCCCUCACAUUCUUGUAUUAUGGUGCGAAACACAGAUAUCAAGUAACACUCUACGCUGCACAAUACGCAGCCUUACAAACACUUUUGGAAAAAAUCAAACAAGAGCAGGCCCUUUUGUUGGCCACUAACGACAUUUUCAACAUGACCAAGAUCAGCAGCCGGUUUUUUGAUUUCAGCAAUAAGAUUAAUAGCGUUGCAUCUUGCGACGGGGGGCGAAAGCUGCUGUUUGCUACAAACCUUGGCCUAUAUGUGAGUGACACCAAACGAGAAUCAUCCGCGCAGGGUCAAGACGCCACGACAUAUUUUGGUACGCCAACAAAAAUUUUGCACAAGAGUGUAACGCAGGUAGCGGUGCUUGAGGAAUUUCAGUCGGUACUGCUACUAACGGACAAAAAACUGUACAGCUGCCCACUUACAUUAUUAAAGGAGCUUAAAGACGGUACUCAAUUUUUCAAAAAGCAUGCCAAGGAACUUGUUAAUCACGUCAACUUCUUUUCCGAGGGCGACUGUGAUGGGAAACGCCUGGUAGUGACCGCGCACAGUUCAUCACACUCUAUAAAGUACUUUGAGCAUGACCACCCAAUGCUUAUGGAGGGCAAAAAGAACAUGAAACGCAAAAUAACCGAGAUUACAUUUGAGUCUGAACCGGUGUCGAUUUCCUUUUUGAGAACCAAUCUUUGCAUCGGGUGCAAGAAAGGUUUUCAAAUUGUUUCAGUAUCACAAAAUGUACACGAACCGCUGCUAGAUCCCGCCGACACUUCAUUGGAGUUUGCAUUCAAGGAUGUACUAAAACCGCUUUCCAUUUAUCGAGUGGGAUCGUCUAUGUUUUUGUUAUGCUACUCCGAGUUUGCAUUUUUCGUUAAUAGCCAAGGCUGGCGGAAGAAGGAGUCGUACGUAAUUCACUGGGAAGGGGAGCCUCAAAAGUUUGCUAUCUGGUACCCAUACAUUCUAGCCUUCGACACCAAUUUCAUCGAAAUUCGGAAAAUCGACACCGGAGAGCUCGUGCGCUGCGUUUUGGGUGACAAAAUGAGGCUAUUGCAGGCCUCAUCACAGCAAAUUCUAUACGCAUAUGAAGACGAAAACGGGUUUGAUACCGUGGUAGCGUUGGAUUUCUGGGGCAAAUAG
Messenger RNA from Lachancea nothofagi CBS 11611, 3801 nucleotides. The record is from the annotation of a GenBank genome assembly. Lineage: Eukaryota; Fungi; Ascomycota; Saccharomycetes; Saccharomycetales; Saccharomycetaceae.